This is a messenger RNA of Ostertagia ostertagi, 360 nucleotides long. Lineage: Eukaryota; Metazoa; Nematoda; Chromadorea; Rhabditida; Trichostrongylidae. The record is from the annotation of a GenBank genome assembly.
UAUGAAGGUGACAACUUCGAUCGACCAGAUGUCGGUCCAAAUGGGAGUUUCGGUGGCAAAAAGCGUGCAGUUGAACGAGUGAGUAAGCUGGAUGUGCGAGGUUAUCACAAGCAGCAGCUAUUGCAGGCUCGCUGGAUAAGAAAUGAGCCCGUUAUUUUCAUCCACGGUAACGGCGACGCGGCGCUGCAUACGCAAGCACCGCUGGCGACUGGGUGGAGCAGGUCUAUUCAAUACUUCUUGGAGCAGAAUUAUACGGAAGGAGAGCUAUAUGCCACCACUUGGGGUGAUGCCUGGGGAUCCGGCUCGGUACUAGACAGCUACAGCACAAUGCAUACUUGCAGUAAUCUGCUAUUCCUUCGA